Chaetomium fimeti is the source of this 1143-nucleotide messenger RNA. RefSeq lists its product as uncharacterized. Lineage: Eukaryota; Fungi; Ascomycota; Sordariomycetes; Sordariales; Chaetomiaceae. The transcript has 2 exons. The record is from RefSeq and is a predicted model, not a curated record. Bases 1 to 1143 code for a protein of 380 amino acids.
AUGCAGAGGAGCGACUCCCAGUCCACCGCUUGCACUUUCGACAGUAGCUACACAACCAGCACCGUGGUAUCGGGAUACUCUUCGGCCACCGAUUUCUCAUCGCUCGAGCCCACCCUUCCGGAAGAUGGGAGCUACCGGGACGCACAAUCGUAUCAGGACUCAUACUCCAUUUGCGAAGUAGCGGAUGCCAACCAUAUGCUCUCUGCUACCGGAUCACAGUACCAACAAAGUGGGACACAGCUACCCCAGGGGUUACAACUUCCCAGCCCCCUGCAACUGUUCACCACACAGGCUGCCAACGAGGAAGCUGCCUGGCAGGCGACUCUGGCAGCAAAUUCUUUGAUCAUCGAUCAACAAACAUUCUCGGAUGGCGGCCCAUUUCUGGUCACGUCCGAGGCAGUCGAGGAAGCUUUACGGAGGCAUCAGGAUCAGGGCGACGAGGAACCGGUCCGCCCAGCAGUCCAGGAUGUCCUUUACCAGCAACUGUGCCUCCGGCUUGGUGAUACCGACCACUUCUACCCUGAGAUCAUCCGGCUACUGCAAGAGGCCGCCUACCAGCUCCAAAUACGGCUCCAGGGACCGAAGGUGAUCGAGAUAUGUUUCUACGCCAUUGCCGCAGUCCUCGCCGACAUGACCGGUGAGCCAGAAGUCGACAACAACGACGUAAUCUUGGGGCUGGCUGUUGCUCGUAGCCCCAACCCGGCGCCAACACAGGCCUCAUCAUCGGAAAAAGGGAAGUUCAAGUGCCCGUUUCGUGGGUGCACGAACGUGGCCAGUCGACAGGCGGACUCAGAUCGCCAUUACCGGAUCGUUCACCUCUCUGAUGACCAAAAGAAAAGGUUCCUAUGCGAUUACAAGAGGUGCGGCCGCCACACCGCCCCCUUUUUCCGGCAAGACCACUUUCGAGAUCACCUCCGGGAAUACCACAAGGAAGAUCUCCUGCGGCGCGGCAGCAAGGGCGACGAGGAGUGGUGGUCGUGCCGUAACCCACAAGCCAUAAUCAACGGCUGGUGGCGUUGCAGCCGUUGCCUCAUCAAGGUCAGCGUCAACAAGCACGACUUUGCCUGCCCCAAAUGCAAGACCCGCUGCGAGAAGGAACGGCAGCAGUACAGGAUGGCGAUGACCGCAAGUACCGAGACAUGA